Messenger RNA from Nematostella vectensis (starlet sea anemone), 1948 nucleotides. Its product is annotated as nucleolar protein 58. The transcript is spliced from 3 exons. The record is from RefSeq and is a predicted model, not a curated record. NCBI's taxonomy places the organism in Eukaryota, Metazoa, Cnidaria, Anthozoa, Actiniaria, Edwardsiidae. Bases 167 to 1549 code for a protein of 460 amino acids.
AGCGCGCAACGGUUCGACUUUUGUUACGUUGAUUCAAAACGUUACACCAAAAUUAACCUCUGACUGUCACAAAACACUUCCAAGUGUCUCCUCGGCCCUCGAGAAUUAAGGCUACGGAAACUGCAAUGCUUUGAGACGCGAUUGAAGCUUGAGCGCGAGACAGAACAUGGUCUGUGUAACUACGCUACUGCCUUUUUGCGUUGUGGUCGUCUUAAUGGCGCAGACUAUCGCGAAUGGUGAUACCGAAUUCAGCGUAGAACUUGAUCGCCUCAUCCGCGAUGCCAAAGAGGAAAGCAACAGUUUAGCCGCCGAGAUCAAUAGCUGGACUGUGGAGCAGACUGACCGGUUAUUAUCACGUGAUAUCACAGAAGCCGCGACAGGCCGUAGGCCGAGACGUUCAGUGGAGGACACACUAGAAUCGGUGAAGAGAAGCGCUAAGAAAACGAGUAGGAAGGCUAACAAAGGGAAGACCUUGGAGAGUAAGGACGGUGAUAAAACAGUCAGUGACGCUAUGCUGGAUUUAAUGAAGGGUCCCAUGCGGACGGAGCACGCGCAGGAGGUCACAGCCGAGAACAAGAAGCCCACAAAAGACGAGAAGACGCGCAAGGUACUCAAAAGCAAACUUGAUAAGGUUGAGAAGAAGAAGUCGAAGCUAGGCAAGAGCAAGGAAGCAAAAAAUUCGAAGAAAUCUGUUGUGGGGAAGAAAAAACAUGAGAAGAAGGCGGAAUCGAAAAAAGCUGACAAAAAAGUCAGCAAAAAGGUUGUACUUAUGAAAGGAGUGCAAACUGUUACUAUUGAUCAUAAGACUAUGAAGAUAAUAAAAAAGAUCCCGAAAUCUUUGCUUCAUAAGCUGCUUAAGAAGAGCAAACUUGACAAAUACCUUAAGCUUGCGUCGUUCCUCUCAAUCGAAGGCAACGUAAAGAAAAUGAAGAAAGGUAGCAAGCAGGCUAAGGACUCCGCGAAGAGAAAGACGACAGUUGUCACUAGUGCUGGUGUAAUAAAGAAACCAAUUAAGUUGGCCAAAGUCAUGAAGAUGAUAAGAGCACACAAACUCACUCCUGCAAAACCCGUCAACAAAAAGAAAAAUGACAAGAAAGAACAGACACAGCAGAAAGAAAAAAAGAAUAAAAUUAAUAAUGACGUGAAGUCUAAGAGCAAAAGUAAAAUUGUUAAGAUAUUGAAAUCGUCUAAAAAGCUGAAAAAGGAUGGCAGAAAAGCUAAAAAUCUGAAAGACAGUAAAGUUAACAUCGAAAAGGCGAAAAACAGCACAGAAGACAAGGGCUCAAUAGCGGAGAUUGCUCACUUGAAGGAGCAAGUGAAGAGAGCCAACUCCCUGAAGUUCAAAGUCGCCAAAGCGCUGCUUGCUCACUGCGAGACGCAGAACAAGCUAAAGAAAGUGUUUGAAAAGGUGAACGCAUCGCUGAUGAACGCAGCCAAGCUGGCGAAGGUGAUUGGUAACAAGUACGGCAUAAAACAGAAAGAUGUUGAGAAGAUUACCACACUGCAUACACAGAGUGCUGUGGAGGAAUUCCUUCAGAAGAUUUUCUGAGAACUGGAAUAGCCCGUCUGACAUUCUCGAGCCCAGUCUUCUCUUUUACAGGUCAGAGAAAGUCGGGAGAGGCUUGGCCAUAGAGGAGGGCGUGAAAACUCACCGGACGGAUUUGCCAUCUUGAAGAAAAGACGGUUAUUUUAUAGAAAAAACGGGGGUAAUAAUAUGAAGCAAUAAUAUACGAUUGACAAUGGUUUGGGGAUCUUUAAUCAAAGAAAAUUCGAUUUUACCUUAAUAGUAUGUCGACGUACUUUAGAAGCAGAGUAUUGACAAGACUUUUUAAAUUCCUAUUUAUUAAGUUUUUUAAUAUGAUUUUUUUGUGGUGUUUGGGUCAAAACGAAGAAAAAUAACGUGUAAAUAUAAACAUUUCUCUGGUAUAAAUAAAGGUCGUGAUGCAGA